Malurus melanocephalus (red-backed fairy wren) is the source of this 2175-nucleotide messenger RNA. Its product is annotated as ubiquitin-conjugating enzyme E2 E2. Gene Ontology annotation, molecular function: ubiquitin conjugating enzyme activity. The coding region runs from base 288 to 893 and encodes 201 amino acids. The record is from RefSeq and is a predicted model, not a curated record. Gene Ontology annotation, cellular component: nucleus. NCBI's taxonomy places the organism in Eukaryota, Metazoa, Chordata, Aves, Passeriformes, Maluridae. The transcript is spliced from 6 exons. Gene Ontology annotation, biological process: protein polyubiquitination.
CGCGCGCGCGCGGCAGCGGCUUCACUUCUCUCCGGGCAGCGGGGGCAGGAGCGGCGGCGGUGGGAGAGGCAGCGGCCGCCGCUGCUGCUCGGCAGAGACGGCAAAGGGGRGAGGAAGCCGAGAGCCAGGAGCGCGGGGGAGCGGGCUCAUGACUCAGUGAGUGGCUGCAGCCCCUUGCCAGCCCCGCGCCCGGCCGGAGUCSGGGCGACCGCGACGGAUUGUCCCGCAGCCCGUGCCCGGCACCAGCGAGAGAGAGACCUGCGCUCGCCUGCAGUGCAGCAUCUGCCAUGUCUACAGAGGGGCAGAGAGUGGAUGAUAGUCCAAGCACUAGUGGAGGCAGCUCUGAUGGAGAUCAGCGUGAAGGUGUUCAGCAGGAACAAGAAAGGGAGCAAGUUCAACCCAAGAAAAAAGAGGGCAAAAUAUCAAGCAAAACAGCUGCUAAAUUGUCAACUAGUGCUAAAAGAAUUCAGAAAGAACUUGCAGAAAUUACAUUAGACCCUCCUCCRAACUGCAGUGCUGGACCCAAAGGAGACAACAUUUAUGAAUGGAGGUCAACUAUACUGGGGCCUCCAGGGUCUGUAUAUGAAGGUGGAGUUUUCUUCCUUGACAUAACCUUUUCACCGGACUAUCCUUUUAAACCACCCAAGGUAACGUUCCGGACAAGGAUCUACCACUGUAACAUUAACAGCCAAGGCGUCAUCUGCCUGGACAUUUUAAAAGACAACUGGAGUCCGGCGUUAACCAUUUCUAAAGUUCUCCUCUCCAUCUGCUCCCUCCUCACAGACUGUAACCCAGCUGACCCCCUGGUUGGAAGCAUUGCCACUCAGUACAUGACUAACAGAGCAGAGCACGACAGAAUGGCCAGACARUGGACCAAGCGAUACGCCACAUAGGAACCUCCUCUAGGAUUUGCUGGACCUGUGCAAGCACAUUCACUAAGUGCAUCAAUAGCCCUUCCCUUCAUUCUUAUUUUUUAUUAAAUUUUGAACCAUUUUGUGACAAAAGGUUGUCCUUACUUCCUUUUUUUGUUUGUUUGUUUCAUUUUUAUUUUUAUUUGUUCUGGGUUUUUUUGUUCUGUUAACUUGAAAGUUGUUUCCCUCAAAUGUAGACAGGGAAUUUUGGUUAUCAGUGCAAAGAAUGUUGGAUCUGUAAUAGUAUAGAGCUUUAUCACAAAGCUUUGUAUUAAUGUGUGGGGUUGGUUUAUUUUUUUUCCUUUCAUGUGGUUCUGGGGAAAACAAAUUCAGAAUUAUAUCUCGUUUCUACUUAAAUGUAGUGUUUAGGGUUAUUUUUUUGUACUGAAGUCUUUAAUGGUGGGUGCAUGCUACUGGGAACAAGUUUUGUAUAAAAGCUUAAAAUCAAGAAUCACUGUGCAUUACUAAGACUGUGUUUAUCACUAGCCUUCUGUUUCCCACACAAAAGGCUAUUGCAUUGAACAAAUUAAUAUGUAUUUUGAUUUACUUAAAAAACAAAAAAAAAGUGCUUGUAAAUUUCUUAGGGACCUGCCACUUUUGACUGUGGAUCAGUUGAUGUACACUUGUAUUAUUAAAGCACUCAAUAAAACACUGUGGCUGAUAAAUGCACUUCUUGCAAGACGGUGCUUUUGCAUUUAUGGAGCACAUAGGCUGCUUCGUCCCCACAUAAUACAGCUGCAGGUUAMAAAACUAUUUUUAGACUUUAACUAUUCACUUCUUCUCUGCGAUGCAUUUCUUAACUCAGAAUUCUUCAUUGUGUCUGUCUUCAUGUACAAACAUCUUCCAGAUUUCAAGGCUUUUCUUUCACAUGUCUGUGCUCAGGCUUGCUUUUCAGGAGCCUCUUGCUGCAUCUUUUACACUGUGGCUUCACUAUAYCCAUCUUGUUACAUUUAAAAUAGUUGGCUAUAAAAAUAGCCUUGCAGUGAAAGCAGAAUAUUGAUGUUGAUUUUAUACAGCAGGCCUCAUUUUGCCUUUCUCCAAGCUCUUUGACUGUAAAAGCAACUGUUAUUUAAAAAAAUAAAUGAAGGUUUUCGAUGGGAAAAUUGAGCCCAUUGCACCAAUCGUUCCCAGCACAUUCAAUGGUAAGGGUAUUUCUAUUCAAAUUUGACCUUCAGGCUAAUUUUAGAUAUGCAGCCAUGGAGGGAAAACUUCUACUUGGCUAAGGAAAUGUGUGGGUGUUGUGAUUUAGAAAAUAUAUACUGUG